GAAGGAAGGAAGGAAAAGAGGAAGAUAUUUCAUAUUUCCAAAGUUAAAAAGUUAAAACGAAGGAAAAGAUCAACGGUGGGAUCAGCCUCCACCUCACCGCUCCAUAGCCUUCAUAACAUUCUCUCGUCCACAGGCCUGUUUCGAAGAAGAGGAAUCCCAGAAGCCGAGAGGUCGGUGGCUAUGGAUCCAAAUGGAGAGAUAGUGGAGGAGGCGGAGGAGGACAACGGGUUUAGGCGAUUCGACGUCGUUUCGGACGACUCCGACCACCACUACGUCAAACUCAACCGGACUGCGAACAGCGACGCCGACUGCUUCAGUAACGCAGCGAGUGGCGUUUACUCUAAGAUCAUGCAGGAGUGGAAGAUUCUCGAGAAGAAUCUUCCCGAUUCGAUUUUCGUGCGGGUCUAUGAACGGAGGAUCGACCUUCUCCGGGCGGUGAUCGUCGGCGCCGUGGGGACGCCGUAUCACGAUGGUCUCUUCGCCUUCGAUCUCGCUUUUCCGCCUGAUUACCCCGCGCAUCCUCCGCAAGUCCAUUACCGCUCAUUCGGGCUUCGAUUGAACCCCAAUCUGUAUGCAAAUGGGCGGGUUUGUUUGAGUCUGCUGAACACAUGGGUGGGGAGGAAGAAGGAGAAGUGGGAUCCUUCCCAGUCCACGGUUCUUCAGGUCUUGGUUUCGCUCCAAGGCCUCGUUCUCAACGAGAAGCCCUACUUCAACGAACCGGGUCACGGGGUUCUACCCGGUCGGAGUCUGUGGGAAAAGAAUUCCAUGGCUUACAGUGAAACUGUGUUUGCCUUGUCUUGCAAGACGAUGCUUUUCAUGCUCCGAAAACCCCCCAAAAACUUCGAAGCUUUGAUCGCAGCGCAUUUUCGCGACCGCGCGCUCUUUAUAUUGGAAGCUUGCAACGCCUAUACCGAUGGGCGCGUCAAAGUUGGGUACUACAGAGGCGAUGGCUCUUCUUCUUCUUCUUCUUCUUCUUCUUCGUCGACCGUCCACGUCUCGCAUACUUUUAAGACUUCGAUGCAAAAGGUGUUUCCUGAUCUCGUUCACACAUUUACUAGAAACGGGGCCUCUCUGGGGAAUUUCGUCGAACAGGUAAAGCAGGAUAGAAAAAAGGCGUCAUCACAAACUCAAGCCGCUGUUCACAAGAAACAGGGUAUUGCAAUUAAGUUUAUAAGCAAAUUGAAGAUGAUUUUGGGGUUGAAGAAGAGUAGGAAGAGCAAUGGUGUCGUGGGAUCAACCGCAAAUAAUAGAACAGAAAUAGAGGGGUAGAAUUGGGUUUUCCUUGAAGAUAUGGUACAGGUUUAGGUAUUUUCCUUUCGCUUUCUUUUGGGUUUUAAAUUUUUAAUGUUAAAAUAUAACAUCGGCGGCAUACAUAAUACAUUCGCAGAGGGAUGUGUUUCUUCCUUAAA
Vitis vinifera (wine grape) is the source of this 1409-nucleotide messenger RNA. RefSeq names its product putative ubiquitin-conjugating enzyme E2 39. NCBI's taxonomy places the organism in Eukaryota, Viridiplantae, Streptophyta, Magnoliopsida, Vitales, Vitaceae. Gene Ontology annotation, molecular function: ubiquitin conjugating enzyme activity. The record is from RefSeq and is a predicted model, not a curated record. Bases 181 to 1269 code for a protein of 362 amino acids. The transcript has a single exon.